Molecule: messenger RNA, 6319 nt
Organism: Paramisgurnus dabryanus
Lineage: Eukaryota; Metazoa; Chordata; Actinopteri; Cypriniformes; Cobitidae
Gene: ptprz1a
Product: protein tyrosine phosphatase receptor type Z1a
Biological process (GO): peptidyl-tyrosine dephosphorylation
Molecular function (GO): protein binding; protein tyrosine phosphatase activity
Source: RefSeq, a predicted model, not a curated record
ACGCGCUUCCAUACGCACGCGUUCACUCACUCACUCACUCACUCAUGUGGCGGAGACAGGAACGUAUGUGACCGCUGAAGGGGGCAUCUCCUCCCGUUACUCAACCAAUGUGAUACCCUCCGGCUUUUCGCAGAGGAGUUUCUCAUCCUAACAUUCAUGUACUUUCUGCGCCGUUUCUCCACGUUCAGAGAAUAAUGGAAGCGCUCGGGAGCAGAUGCGCACUUUUUCUCGCUCAGAUCGCACUCUUCUUUAACACAAUAGAUAUAUCAGAAGCAUAUGGAAUCAGAUCUCAGAAGAAACUCUCAGAGAAUAUAGAUUGGUCGUAUGAGGGAACUCUAAACCAAAACAACUGGGCAAAGAAAUACCCAUCAUGCAACAAUGCCAAACAGUCACCCAUCAACAUCGAGGAAAGCCUGACGCAGGUCAAAGUUCAGUUCCAGAAACUGAGAUUAGAAGGCUGGGAGGAGUUAACAUCAGACUUCACUACAGUGAAGAAUGAUGGGAAAACUGUGGCCAUUGAUGUUGGCGGAGAAUUUUACAUUAGUGGAGGAGGCCUGAGGUCCAAGUUUAAAGUGGGCCGCAUCACUUUCCACUGGGGCCUGUGCAAUGCCUCCUCAGACGGAUCAGAGCACAGCAUCAAUGGGGAGAAGUUCCCCUUGGAGAUGCAGAUAUACUGUUAUGAAGCAGAUGUUUUCCAUGACCUCGACGAGGCCCUCCGAGACGGAGGAAAGAUCACCGCAGUGGCCGUCCUGUUUGAGACAAGUAUUGAAGAUAAUGAAAAUUACUAUGCCAUCAUUGAUGCAGUCAACAGUGUGAGGCGUUAUGGAAAGAGUGGCUCUGUCUCUCAGUUCACCCUUCAGGGACUCCUGCCUAACUCUACCGAGAAAUACUUCACCUAUAACGGCUCUCUCACCACCCCACCCUGCUCGGAGACUGUCGAAUGGAUUGUCUUUAAAAACACUGUGGCCAUCUCAGAUGUUCAGCUGGAGAUGUUCUGUGAGGUCAUGACCAUGCAGCAGGCUGGAUAUGUAAUGCUUAUGGACUACCUGCAGAAUAACUUCAGAGAACAGCAGGAGCAGUUUAUGGGAAAGGUCUUCUCAUCCUACACUGGUGUUGAGGAGGUCCACACACCUGUUUGCAGUUCUGAGCCGGAGAAUAUUCAGGUCAACCCUCAGAAUAACACCAGUAUGCUUGUGAUCUGGGAAAGGCCGCGGGCUGUUUAUGACUCGAGUAUAGAAAGAUACUCCGUCACCUACCGGCCGGCCAAAGGGGAUGACGAAUCUGCCCGAGAGUAUCUGACUGACGGAGACCAGGAUGUGGGGGCGAUCAUUCAGGACCUGCUGGCUAACACAAGUUACAUGGUCCAGGUGGUUGCUGUGUGCACCAACGGUCUGUAUGGCCGAGUGAGCGAUCAGAUGACGGUUGACAUGCCCCUGGAUGAUCCUGAAGCAGACUACAACUAUGAAUCAUAUAACUAUGAUGAGGAAAACUAUCGCACCAAUCCAAUUUUGGUCAGACCUGACUCAAAUCAGCAUCUAUAUCCUGUCCAAACAACCGCAGUCCAUCCAACAAUUACUGCAACAGAGAGACCCACCCAUCCAGUCUUUGAUGUUAAAACAACACCAACAACGUAUGAAAGACAAAUCCCAGAUGACUCCCAGAUGAAUCACCAUGCCCUAGUGGCAUAUACAGAGGAACCUACUACCAUAUAUACAGACCAACUUACCCCUACCCCACCCAUAACCACCGCAGAUGUACACAUCAAUGUUUCAGAUGUGUCCGAUAAUAGAAGCAGCACAUUCACAGGGUCCACCAUAACAAAUCUUACAUCUGAAAUAAAUGUAACAUCAGCUUCAGUAAACAUUACAGAGGUUGAGUUAGUCGCUCCACCUGUUAUCGAUUUGGACAGCUACGGAGGGAGUUCAGUGACCAUAGCCCCAAAGGAGUAUGCCAAUGAAAUCCCAAUCGAUUCGGCGUCCUCGUCUUCCAUACCUUUGGAGGUCACUCUACAGCCUUCAUCUCCUAGCUUGCUUAUUCCAACUUCUGCUUUCAGCACUGUUCUGUCGCAGACAACCUCGCUGGUCUAUAAUGGUGAGAGCACCUCCUACGCCCCCUCUGUACCCCUGUCCAACGUGCAUGCUAGUCCCAUCUCCUCCCAUUCCCCAAGCAGUGUGUUGUCUGAGUCCAAACCCGUCCCUGACCGGGUCGUCCCGUACACUGUUUUCCCCCUGAUGUCUGGUGGUGGCGCACAGUCUGUCACCCCUUCCCCUUCCUACCCAACCCUGAACCCCUUUGGAUCCAUGUCUGUUUUGGACAUGGAGCCUGUCUUUAGUGGUGGCUGUGAUGAUGAUGGUGGAGAUGAUGAUGUUAUAUCUGGGUCCGUCUCAACUGACCCUCAAUGUAGCAGAACUGUUCCCCUCCAAAUAUUACCAGAAGCAACUGGUACUGUGUUCUUGAUGCAGCCAAGUUCUGAACACGACCUUCAAAGUUCCCCCGAUUCUUCAAAUACGGUCUUCCCACUGAGCUAUCCGAAAUAUAUCCAACCUUCAGUACCAGUCUCUGGCGACUACUCUCAGAUGAUGACGACCCUUGACUCGACCGUUUCUCUCUCAGGUAGCAUUAGGGAUUCAGAUCCAGAAGGUGGUGGUGCGUCACACACCUCGAGUAAAAUUUCUUUGCAUGCUUCUAACUUCUUGCUGCCCUCCUCUACCAGGGUGCUGCCCCCUUGUGGUGGUCUCUCAAAUGACCUUUCUAGUCUAUUACUGUCCAGCACCGGCACUCCUCUGUGCAGUGACACAUACAUGGAUGCUAUGUUGUCUUCUUCUCUUUCUCACACCAAGCCCUUUAGUGACCAUAGUGUAUCUGCUAGCGCCUUUGCAAAAAGCACAGUCGGACAGUUUCAAGGCGCACCUAAGCCUCAAACCAUUGCUCCCACAUUUACCUCACAAUCAAGCAUCAUGCCUACUCCUCCAAUGCCGCAAACUAUCGCACCCACCUCUACUCCUGAAUCCAAGAUUUUGUUUGCUCCUCCAGUGCCGCCAACUAUCGCACCCACCUCAACUCCUGAAUCCAAGAUUUUGUUUGCUCCUCCAGUGCGGCCAACUAUUGCACCUGCCUCUAAGAAUUCAGAAUCCAGCACCAUGCCGACACAAUCAGCAGAUGGGCAAUUGGAUAGCAGUGCCUCUGGUUGGCCUUUGGAUUUAGAUUCGGGUCAGAACUCAGCUUCAGGAGAUGAGAUUAUCGCUCUGUACAUCCCCACUGCUUUACCUACAGAGGCACCGAACGAUGGGAACGAGGAGCAUUCCUCAUCCUUCUACUUUGAGGGUGAGAACGAAGCAACUGAGUUUAGGGUCACCUUGCGCCCAUCUUGGACUGUACGAGAAGGUGUAGAGGAAGAAAGCGGAUCGAGUGAUAGCCUUACUGAUAUUGAGACAUCCUCAGACUUCAGUAUCCAAGAGCGAACAGGAAGAAACUCAGAGGAGGAUCUGGUGGAAGAUGCCAGUAAUAGCAGUCAUGAAUCACGAGUGGGUCUGGUGAACAGUGUUGAGAGACGGAAGAAGGCUGUGAUUCCUCUGGCUGUGGUCUCCACAUUAACUUUCCUAUUUCUUUUUAUUCUGAUUGGCAUUUUCAUCUACUGGAGGAAAUGUUUUCAGACUGCUCACUUUUACAUAGAAGACAACACAUCACCAAGAGUGAUUUCUUCCUCGCCAAAGACGAGCCGUACAGGUGAACAUGAUCCCAUGUUGGUUAAACAAUUUGUAAAGCACGUGGCAGAACUUCACAACACCAACUCAUUUUCGCGAGAGUUUCAGAUAUUGAAAGAGUAUUUUGAGGAGGUUCAGUCAUGCACCGUUGACCUUGCAGCAACAACGGACAUUUCUAGCUAUCCGGAGAACAAGAGCAAGAACAGAUAUCUCAACAUUUUAGCCUAUGACCACAGUAGAGUUCGACUCGCGCCCCUGACAGACAAAGGCGGAAAGAGCGAUGGGGACUAUAUCAACGCCAACUACGUUGAUGGUUUUAACAAAAACAGGGCUUACAUCGCUGCUCAAGCGCCCUUAAAGUCCAGCACAGUAGAUUUUUGGAGGAUGGUUUGGGAGCAAAACGUGGGAGUGAUCGUCAUGAUGACAAACCUGGUGGAGAAAGGAAGGAGGAAGUGUGACCAGUACUGGCCUUUGGAAAAUCAUGAAGAAUAUGGGUGUUAUUUGGUUACUCUGAGGAGCACAAAAAUCCUGGCUUACUACACCCAAAGAACAUUCACCAUCAGAAACACCAGCAUAAAGAAGAGUUCACAGAAGGGUUGUAAUAAUGAGAGAACAGUAAUACAGUAUCACUUCACACAGUGGCCAGAUAUGGGUGUACCUGAGUACGUCCUGCCUGUGCUUUCAUUUGUCUACAAAUCAUCUAGAGCCAAGACAGAUGACAUGGGUCCAAUGAUCGUACACUGCAGUGCUGGCGUAGGGCGAACAGGAACCUACAUAGUGCUGGACAGUAUGUUACAACAAAUCAAAGAACAAGGCACAGUUAACAUUUUGGGCUUCCUCAAGCACAUUCGCACACAACGUAACUUUCUUGUUCAAACAGAGGAGCAGUACAUUUUUACCCAUGAUGCUCUAGCAGAGGCCAUUUUGAGUCAAGAGACAGAGGUGCCAUCAAGUCAUAUUCAUCGAUAUGUCAAUGACCUCCUGACACUAGGGCCCUCAUGCAAGACACGGCUUGAAAAGCAGUUCAAAAUGGUCUGCCAGACGAAUGCCAAACACGACGACUAUAGCAGCGCAAUGAAAGAAUGCAACAGAGCAAAGAACAGGAGCUGCUCGCUUAUACCUGUGGAGAAAUCCAGAGUUUGUUUGUCCACAUCAGUGAGAGAAACAUCCGACUACAUCAAUGCCUCAUAUGUCAUGGGUUAUCAACAGAGCAAAGAGUUCAUCAUUACCCAGAAUCCUUUGCCUGGCACAGUAAAGGACUUUUGGAGGAUGGUAUGGGAUCACAACAUCCAGGUCAUUGUAUCAUUACAGGAUACGACAGAAAACAGUGAGCCAAUCAUAUUCUGGCCUGUAGGAGAUAAGCCAAUCAGCUAUGAGACCUUCACAGUCACAUUAAUAGGGGAGAGCCACGUGUGCCUGUCCAGUGAGGAUAUGUUGAUAGUGCAGGAUUACAUCUUGGAGGCUACACAGGAUGACUUUGUUCUAGAAGUAAGACAUUACCGGGCACCACGCUGGCCCAAUCCAGACAGUCCUAUCAGCAACGUCUUUGAGCUUAUCAACAUCAUCCAAAAAGAGUCCAGCUCCAAAGACGGACCCACAAUUGUACAGGACGAACAUGGUGGUGUGACUGCUGGAACGUUCUGUGCGCUUUCCAUCCUCAAACAACAGCUUGAGUCUGAGAGCGUGGUGGACGUCUACAUGGUGGCCAAGAUGAUAAACCUCAUGAGACCUUGCGUCUUCACUGACAUUGAUCAGUAUCAGUUUCUUUACAAAGCUAUCCUGAGUUUGGUCGACACCCAAGAAGAUGAGCGAGCGCUACAGUGUACCGACAACAACGGUUCAGUCCCAGGAGACGCCUCGAUCUCGACUGAGAGUCUGCAAUCGCUGGUGUAACCAUAGUGAUGAAGCCUGAACAGAAAAAAACUGACUCUCUUUUUCUGUCAAAGAUGUUUUCUGUUUUCCCAAUCCAUAUUUUUCAUCUUUGAACUGACGGAGCUCUGCCGGUUGCGGUGCGGCCAUUAAAUGUGUGCCUUUGAACUUCACUCCACAUUUUUACUCAAAACUAAUUGUCUGUCAAACUGCCACCUUGUGCUAAUGUCUUACUAAUGUCUUUUACGGUCUUAUAUUUAUUUGCUUAAAAGCUUGUUUAAAGAAGACCCUUUUGUAAAUUAGUCUGGAAGUAUUUUAGCCGAGCUGAGCUGUUUUUCAUACAAAUACAGUAUAAAUACAAAGAAAGUGGCAAAAAUGUUCAUUGUUAAAGUCAGGAAAUAAUAUUCUAAUCUGUAAAUAAUACAGCAUCGCCCUCGUCGAUGGACCAAAUUUCUAUUUAUGUCUAGAAUUUUAUAUUUUGCCGCAGAGGCUUUAGCGCUUUACAGGAUACGACUGCGUUUAAAUAAUUUUAGUCGACACAUUUAAAAUUAUGUUUUGUUGUCUCAAUAUUUUGUACUGUUACUGGCCUAAGAUGAAACAUUACGUACUUACACUGUUUAGCUGUACAAGAUGUUUGUCUGUUUGUAGGAUUAAAAGAAACACGAAAGUACACAAUUUUUUUUAUCAAUCUUGGUUUUUGCAAAGACAAGAAAAUAUUUAUAAUCAUUGAUACAGUCAGAAAGACU